Moneuplotes crassus is the source of this 2077-nucleotide messenger RNA. Lineage: Eukaryota; Ciliophora; Spirotrichea; Euplotida; Euplotidae. The record is from the annotation of a GenBank genome assembly.
UUUAAAUUUUUAUCAAGAAAUUACGUCACAUCUAAUGGAGAAAACACUGAAUAGCUUGAAUCCUAUGCAAUCAUACUUGACUCCUUCAGAGGAUUACACGAGAGAAACAUCUACGUUUACCUUUGACUUUGAGAAGGUAGCAACUGAGAUCAGGAAGCUAAGACCAGAACUAUUUUACAAAGUUCAAAGCAUUGUCGAAAAAGUAUACCAAGGAAGAGGACCAGGUCAUCACAUGAUGGAGAAGGACACUCUGAGAUUAGAGAGCAAUAAGCUCGCUAUUAACACAAUAAAUGCCUUAUACGAAGAGGAAGGAAUAAAUGAGCAAUGGAUCAUCGAUAAUUUAGAUGAAUUCACAAGGUGUUUGAUGGGUACAGGUUGUAUUAACGCUUCAACGUCAACUAAAUAUAGUGUCCAUUACUUCCUUUAUACCAAAAGUUUGAAAAAUUUGGGUACUGAGAGACACAAAGAAUAUCUGUACAGGGCAGCAAACUUGACCGAUCUCGGAGCAUUCGGAAUGACUGAACUUGGACAUGGAUCCAAUGUUCAAUCAGUGGAGACAACUGCUCAUUACGACCAUGAUACUAGAUCCUUUAUUUUAAAUUCUCCGACUGAUACAUCAAUCAAGUUUUGGCUCGGAAACCUGGCAAAGACUUGCUCAAUGCUUGUGACAUUCGCUCAGCUUUUUCUUAACGGAGAGUGAAAGGGAGUUCAUGUCUUUCUCGUCCCAGUUAGAGAUAAGGAAACUCAUGAAUCCUUUGAAGGCUGCUUAAUCGGAGAUUGUGGAGAUAAACUUGGACUACAAGGAGUUGACAACGGGUGGAUCAAAUUUGCAGAUUACAGAAUACAUAAAGAUAUGCUUCUUAAUAAAUUUUGUGAUAUCAAUGAAGAAGGAGAGUAUGUUUCUGCCAUUCCUAAAGAUAACAAACGAUUUGCUUAUCAUAUGGCAGCUCUUAGUGGAGGAAGAGUUCUUGCUGCUAGUAAUGGUGCUGAUAUUAGCCUUAUAUCAACAAUAACGGCUCUUCGUUUUGCUGCUUGAAGGAGACAAUUUUCUCGAGAAAAAGGAAAAGAGGAAACUCAUAUUCUUGACUACCCUCUUCAUCAAUCAAGAAUUAUGCCUCUAUUCGCAAAAUCCUUUACUGAAAUGGUGUCUAUCCAAGGAAUCUGGGAUGAUUAUUCGAAAAUGUCAGAUCAACUUCUUGAUCCUUCUAAUAAAGCUGGAGAGUAUUUCCACUUAGUCUCAAGUGCUUUAAAGGCGGUUGUGACGUGGAACUCAUACGAAACAUGGAAAGAAUCUAGGCUAUCUUGCGGAGGAUUUGGAUUUUCAUUUUUGAAUCAUUUUUCAGAACUUGGGAAUACAGCUGAUGUCAACCAGACUUGGGAAGGAGAAAAUUUUGUUCUGAUUCAACAAUCUUGCAAGAUCUUAUUGAAGAACUUUGCUAAUAUGAUUAGAGGAAAAAAGACAAUGAAGACAUGUGAGUUCCUUACUCCAGACUCUCCUGAUGAUUACAUUUUCGAAGGUUCCUUCCUUAAUCUGAAGGACUUAUUCAAAUUGUAUACUCAUCAUGCUAAUAAGUGUGUGCAUGAGUCGAUAGCAAAGAUCCAAGCUGACUCUAUGAAAGAGGCUGAAGAAAGACUAUCAAGGACUGAAAUAUGGGAGAAGCAUCUCUUCUACACCUUUAUUCCGAUGGUAAAAAUUUAUUUGAGCAGGUACACAAUGGAGGCCUACCUUCACUUCCUCAAGAAAUUUAAAAAUUCUCCGAAGUCGAAGGAGGUUAUGACCAAAGUAGGCCUUCUUGGAUACCUAAGCGAGAUUAUCAAGUUUGAAGGAAUAUUUAGAGAGUCCAUUAGCAAGGAGCAGAUAGAUGAAAUAAAGGAACAUUGUAUCACUCUUUGCAAACAGUUACGCCCAGAGAUUAUCGGCCUCACUCUUGCUGUUCCUUUGAGUGACAAAGUCUUUGGAUCUAUUGGAAAAUCUUCCAUGAAGCCUUACUACGAGUUCAUGAAGUCUGUGAAGGAGACACCUGGUUGCUUUGAUAAACCAAAAGAAUGGAAAUAUUUAUACAAAAGUAAGAUUUAA